This is a messenger RNA of Aethina tumida (small hive beetle), 572 nucleotides long. Its product is annotated as S-phase kinase-associated protein 1-like. Gene Ontology annotation, cellular component: nucleus; cytoplasm. The record is from RefSeq and is a predicted model, not a curated record. The coding region runs from base 45 to 536 and encodes 163 amino acids. Gene Ontology annotation, biological process: SCF-dependent proteasomal ubiquitin-dependent protein catabolic process. The transcript has 4 exons. NCBI's taxonomy places the organism in Eukaryota, Metazoa, Arthropoda, Insecta, Coleoptera, Nitidulidae. Gene Ontology annotation, molecular function: cullin family protein binding.
AAGCUAUCUUAGUCAACCACUAGUCAACACUUUUAACUUUAACUAUGAAGCAGAAUGAUGUGCCUACUGUAAAGUUAAUGAGCAAAGAAGGCCACAUAUUCGAUGUAGAUAUUGAUGCCGUAAAAUGUUCGACAGUCAUCGCAAGUCAUGUGGACACAAACGGAGUUAACGAAGUAGUACCGUUGACCAAAGUUUCUUCUCUGGUUUUGGGAUUGAUAACCGAGUACAUUACGUAUCACAAAUUCAUUCCAGUACUUACAGAAAAUGACGAUAAUGGAAGGACGAAAUCAGAUAACAUUUCAGAUUGGGACAGACAAUUUAUGGAAAUCGACGAUUCCACUGUAUUUGAUAUGUUGUUGGCCGCACACUAUUUAGAACUUGACGAUCUGGAGAAUUUGUGCUGCAAAACCAUUGCGAACAUUAUGCAGGGAUUAACACCUGGGGAAAUUUGUCAGAGAUUCAAUAUCAAAAACGAUUUCCCUCCUUUUGAGCAAGAACCAAAGGUUACAAAGGACAAUUUAAAGAGUGAAUUUUGAGUUUAUUAAUUAAACGUGUUAAAAAUUUUGCAGUGU